GGAAGAGGCCUUAAAGAAACUUCUCGAGGGUGACCCAUAUACUGGAAGGAAAUUCCAUUUUGGCAGCUGGGUCCGUCGCGUCAACUGAGGUGUGGGGGUACCUCCAGGGCCCGUGAAGCAAAGGGGUGCAGGUUACCUUCCCCGGGCAACCAUGUCGAGGCCACGUGCUCGCCUCGCCCAGAUAUGGAGUUUGACACUUUCGCAAUGCCGUCGAAGAAGGCCACUGGGAAUGUAGGGGCCUCUUCCCGAGAGGCCCCCCACCAACAGGAGGCGACCGAAGUUCUCUUAGAGGAGAUGCAACCCUCCCUAGAGAAGCAGAAUAAGUCCUUGAGCAAUGAGAAGUCAAAACAGAAGAAGGAGAAGGGAGAGAGGGAACAACCGAUGCUGCUCAUGGGUCCUCCCAGAAGUUCAAGACGAACCGCAGGUUAAUGUCCCUCCCCUAAAGGAGCUUUGGUUCGAGAUGGGGCUCCGUCUUUGCGAGGCCGAUGAGAUUGGCCAGUUGAUGGGGGACCACCUCCUUGAAGGCUGGUCUUUUGCUGUUGCCCGGCUGGAGGGUAUGCUGCAGGUAGCCAAGGAUGAGAUCUGGCAGCAGAUGAUCAAGAACAAGGAGAUGUUCCUUGUUCUUACCAAUCAGACGCAGGAGAUGGCAAAGUUGACCAACUUGGCCUGGGAGGCGGAAAAGGAGAAGGAGUUGCAAGCGGAGAAAAACUGACUGAUGAAGGAGAAUAACCGGGUUAUGGAAGACAGCUUCAAGCUCAGGAGGUAUUUGGAGAAGAAGGAAACCAACCUCCCGGUUGAGGCCAUUGCAUGGGCGAGGGAGCAGCAAGCUGAACUUUCCCGGGAGCUUCUCUCCUCCCCAAAGGUGAUGAUGACAUUUUUUAAGACCCUCUACCACGAGCCAUAGGGAAAUAAGAUGAUCACGGUUGU
Molecule: messenger RNA, 927 nt
Organism: Cuscuta campestris
Lineage: Eukaryota; Viridiplantae; Streptophyta; Magnoliopsida; Solanales; Convolvulaceae
Source: the annotation of a GenBank genome assembly